Messenger RNA from Temnothorax curvispinosus, 1479 nucleotides. Its product is annotated as retinol dehydrogenase 11-like. NCBI's taxonomy places the organism in Eukaryota, Metazoa, Arthropoda, Insecta, Hymenoptera, Formicidae. The record is from RefSeq and is a predicted model, not a curated record. The transcript has 3 exons. The coding region runs from base 16 to 756 and encodes 246 amino acids.
ACUUUUCAAUAUUUGAUGUGUAUUCAAUAUGGUUAUCUCUUUCUGCAGAUUCCCAUGGAAUUGGAUCUUUCGUCUUUCUCAUCGAUCAGAGAUUUUGCCAAUGAGGCGCUAAAGAAGUUUCCUCAAAUUCAUGUGCUGAUCAACAACGCCGGGGUAUACGCGCCUCUCAAAGAUCACGCGUUGACGAAAGACGGGUUCGAGAUUCAUUUUGGAGUUAAUCACUUGGGCCACUUUCUGCUCACCCAUUUGCUUCUGGAUCGCCUGAAGGAAAGCGCUCCCAGCAGAAUAGUGGUGGUGACGUCCAAGCUUCUGGAAUCUGGAGUAAUAGACUUUUCAAACUUGAACGGCGAGAAAGGAUUGCCGGUGAAGAGCAGGAUGAACCCUGGCUAUUGCAAUUCGAAACUCGCGAACGCGUACUUUGCCGCCGAGCUUGCGAAACGGACGGAAAAUACCGGUAUCAAUGUUUACAUGGUGUGUCCCGGAUUUACCUAUACCGGUCUGUUCAGGAACGUGAAAAGAAGCUGGUUUCACUAUAUCAUUUUCUCGCCUGUGGCUCUUAUGUUUCUGCGCACUCCAAAUCAGGGUGCGCAAACGGUAUUGCAUUGUGCGACAGAAUCGUCGUUGUCCGAGGAAAGCGGACAUUUGUAUCGCGACUGCAAGCUCUACGUCUCUAAAAAGGAUCUGGACCCGGAGGUAGCGUUCCGUUUGUGGGACGUAAGCGCGAAAUUGACUGGCACAAAGGAGAUCAUGAAAUAAAUGACUUUAGGAUACGCGCGCAUGUUGUACACGUACAAUCGCUCAGCAAAAAUGCUGUUUUGUUCCGGAGUAGCGAAGAAUUGCACUUGCAUCGAGUUCCUCUCCCUCCUUCAGUGACUGAUCGGUUAAUUUUACCAAAGGCGAAAACGCAGCUUUUAAAGGAGACAGCUCUCGACACAGAUGCGGUUCUAUUCGCUACGUGUGAAUCGAAGAGCGCUUUUGCUCUUUAUCAUCAACAUUGCAAUUUCACCUUUAUCGUAUUCCAAAUAAUUAUUCAUUUAUUUUUAUAUAUAUAUAGCGAAUAGGAGCUAGACACUGUCAAUGUGGCACACUCUUAUUUCCAUUUUUAUGUAUUUAAAGUCAUAGCGAAUUAAUUUUAUAUAUAUAAUAUAUAUAUCUAUAUUUUAAGGCAAGAUAUAUCUUCUAUUUCGGUGUGUAUGUAUAUAUUUAUCUUUAUAUAUUAGAUACCUCCAAUUCUCUAAAGUCUAUAAAUCCUACAAAUUCUACAAUCCUAUAAAUUCUACAAAUCCUUUACAAGUGCGGCCUUCUGUUCAUUUCGCGUUGAACAGUCCGAUGUAAAGUAUCAAUUCUCGCAGCUGAGCAUAGAGAAAAUGUAUGUAUUUAGAAUAAAAUUCAAUAUAGACAGCCUUUAAAAUCCUUAAAUUUUAUCAAAUAAUUAUGCGCUAAUUAUCGUAAGACGUAAUAAACAUCGGCUAAAGUUAA